UUUCGUUUUCGUUGUUAAUUCGUCGUAGAUGUGUUGCUAUGACAUAAGUGUUAUAAGGUUUUAAGUGGAAAACCUGCUGGAAAAAGUUUGCAUAUACUUUCUGUUAAAAGAUAAGGAAAAUGGCCGAGAGUUCUAAUGCUUCAAAACCACAUGGAGCAUCUUCAAGUGGUUCUAGCGUCCAGGAGUACAUUGUAAAGAUGCCAAAGAAUAAAAACAAGAAGUUUAAUGUGAUGCGAUUCAAUAGUUCUCAGAAGAUAGAUGUCGCCAAAUGGACUUCGGUAAAAAUGGAGCGAGAAAACAAUUUGAAAGAGUUUAAAUCAGAGGAAGAUUUACCAAAGUAUGGAGCUGGGAGUGAAUUUGGUAGAGAGCAGAGAGAAGAAUCUCGACGGAAAAAGUACGGGAUUAUUUCUAAGAAAUAUAAUCCUGACGACCAACCUUGGAUUUUAAAACUUGGAGGAAAAGGAGGAAGAAAGUAUAAAGGAAUUCGUGAAGGAGGAGUCACUGAAAAUGCAUCUUACUACGUUUUUACUCAGGCAGCAGAUGGAACUUUUGAAGCAUAUCCUGUUGAAGAGUGGUACAAUUUUACUCCUAUUCAGCGCUACAAAGCUCUAAGCGCUGAAGAAGCUGAAGAGGAAUUUGGAAGAAGAGACAAAGUGUUGAAUUAUUUUACCAUCAUGGUUCGGAAACGUUUACAGAAGGAAACCCCGGAUGAUGAUGAAGUGGAUGGGGAUCAGAAAAGUAACAAGAAGAAAACAAAAAAACAGCCCAAAGAAUUUAAAAUUACUGACAUGGACGACUGGGCUCGGGAUUCCAGUGAUUCUGAGGGAAAUGAAGAUGGAGAUGAUGAAGAUACUGCUAAAAAGCCUGUAAAGAAAAAUAAAGAUAAGAAGAAGGAAGAGGAUGUUGAAGAUGAAGGUCGUGAGGAAAGUGAUGAGGGAGAUUUCGAUGACAGAGAAGUGGAUUACAUUACAGGGUCAUCUAGUUCAGAAGCGGAAUUGGAAGAUGAGAAAAUUAAUCGGGAGUUGAAAGGUGUAGAAGAUGAGGAAGCUAUGAGAAAGCUUGACGCAUCUGAAGAUGAAGAAGAAACUGAGGAGAACAAAGAAACAGAAGAAAAUCAAGAACAAGAAAAACCACCAGAACAACCCAAAAGUAAAAGUAAAAAGAAGGAAGGAAAAGACUCCUCUGGAGAAUCUUCUUCGGAUACCUCAGAUUCUGAUUUUGAUGACACCAAAGUACAUGCUGUUUUCAUGCAGCAAAGAAAAAAGGUAGCUCCUUGA
Molecule: messenger RNA, 1277 nt
Organism: Uloborus diversus
Lineage: Eukaryota; Metazoa; Arthropoda; Arachnida; Araneae; Uloboridae
Gene: TfIIFalpha
Product: general transcription factor IIF subunit 1-like
Exons: 10
Coding region: 120-1277 (385 amino acids)
Biological process (GO): positive regulation of transcription elongation by RNA polymerase II; transcription initiation at RNA polymerase II promoter
Cellular component (GO): transcription factor TFIIF complex; nucleus
Molecular function (GO): RNA polymerase II general transcription initiation factor activity; DNA binding; TFIIF-class transcription factor complex binding
Source: RefSeq, a predicted model, not a curated record